AUGUCGCCAUUGAACCUGUCUCAGCUUGUGGAUCAGCAUCGACCGGAUUUACAGCCACUGGAAGAUCUCUACAAGCACCUCCACCAAAACCCUGAGCUCUCAAACCAAGAAGUCGAAACGGCGGCCACUAUUGCUGAUAGGCUUCGGAAGAUUGGCCCCAGCGAUUUGAUCAUCAAACCUCACAUCGGCGGCCAUGGUUUAGCAGCUGUUCUUUGCAACGGCGAUGGUCCUACGGUGCUUCUAAGAGCAGACAUUGACGCUCUACCGGUUGAAGAGACCACUGGGUUGGAGUAUGCCAGCACCAAGCGAAUGAUGCACGCUGCCAGCGGAAUUGAGAAGCCUGUCAUGCACGCCUGUGGUCAUGAUAUGCAUAUCGUGACAUUGCUGGGUGCUGCAGCGACGUUAUUCUCCGCUCGAGAUUCUUGGUCUGGUACGCUAGUGCUGGCAUUCCAACCGGCCGAGGAGCGAGGUACUGGCGCUCAAGCUAUGGUGGACGAUGGCCUCUACACCAAGCACGACGUACCUGUUCCAGAUUUCGUUCUUGGAGCACACGUCAGACCUCUUCGGACUGGCACGAUUGGCACCCGUAGAGGCCUCGUCGCUACGAGCGCGGAUAACUUCAAAGUCACCAUCCACGGGAAGGGCUCACAUGCAAGCAUGCCUCACACAGCCAUUGACCCGAUCGCCAUCUCAGCCAACGCCAUACUCAAAUUGCAGACUCUUGUCAGUAGGGAAGUCGACCCUGCGGAGUCAAGCGUCGUUACUGUCACAAGCAUACAUGCUGGAGAUGUGGAGAACAUCAUCUCAGACUCAGCCGUUCUUGGUGUUGACACACGAUCAACUACAACCGCUACACGCGAGCGUCUACUGAAGCGAAUCAAGGCAGUCGUGGAAGCAGAGUGUUCAUGUGCCAAUGUUAUCAAGAGUCCCGAAUUUGAGCAAACCCGCGCUUUUCCUCUGACGACAAACGAUGUCGCUGUCACCAAGAGGGUUGAGGAGUCAUUUGCCGCGCACUUUGGCGAAGGACCAGGACAAUACGAUAGAGAUACGCCGAAGCUGGCAUUUAGCGAAGAUUUCUCGAUCUUGGCAACUGCUGUUGAUAAGCCCUACUGUUUCUUCUCGUAUGGGUCUGUCGGCGAAGAGGCGUGGGAUAAGGCAGAGGCUGAUGGAACUAUUGCGCAGACAAUUCCUGCGAACCAUUCUUCCAAGUUUGCUCCUGUUGUUCACCCAACGCUUCAGACUGGGCUGGAUGGAUAUGCAUUGGGAGCAUUGACUUUCUUGGCCAAACCAUAA
Molecule: messenger RNA, 1293 nt
Organism: Fusarium coffeatum
Lineage: Eukaryota; Fungi; Ascomycota; Sordariomycetes; Hypocreales; Nectriaceae
Exons: 1
Coding region: 1-1293 (430 amino acids)
Molecular function (GO): hydrolase activity
Source: RefSeq, a predicted model, not a curated record